GAUUCGAAAUUUCCAAGUAAGAUUUUGAGAAGCGUGAAGUUAGGGUGCACGACUACUGGGUCCUUUCCCCUAAAUCCAGAGUGCUCGGAGUGCGUGUACACCGUCCCGUACAGUACUUCUGACAGGAUAUUUGCUCUAACUUUAGGCGUUCUCAGUGAGAAUCCAAAUGAUGGCAACGAAAUCUGCGCUUGAAAAGCCCAUUUGUGGCAGCAGCCUGCGCGCGCAGAGUUUCAGAAAUCUGUGCGCAUUAGUUAAUGCUGUACGAUCAUGGCUAUCACCUCCAAUGACAAUAGUGCUCAUUGCUCACGGCAACGAAAUCUGCGCUUGAAAAGCCCAUUUGUGGCAGCAGCCUGCGCGCGCAGAGUUUCAGAAAUCUGUGCGCAUUAGUUAAUGCUGUACGAUCAUGGCUAUCACCUCCAAUGACAAUAGUGCUCAUUGCUCUUCGCUUUAAUUUGAAUUUGAACAAUGCCUGCAACUUCUUUAAUUCCCUGUCGAAUUUCGCAACUGCCACACACGUGAAAUCAAAAGUACAAAAGUGGAAGGAAUGCCAUUGCACUUCUCACUUCAAAGCAUGCUAAUUGGGUGCAAUGGCCAUGUCUCCAUCUUCAUCGCAAUCGCCACUUCUUGAAAAUGGAUUUUUCCAAUUUGUUGAUUCUUUUGUAUUCUCAAUAUGCCUGCAGAGCCUUUCAUGAAUACUCUUAAGAGCAUAUAGUUUUUUACUGCCCAGGAAUCAGUCUUCUUGACGCAAACUGGAUAUUUGAACAAAAGAAAGCGAAUAUUUUCAUAUGUAGAAGUAGUAUAAAUAAUAGCUAUAUCUACAGCAGAGAACUGUUCUGGUUGUGAAAUGAUAAGUCAUCAUAUACAGACUCUAUAGGAGACUAACUUCCUCAUCCUCAAUUUGUGGUAGCUGUGUAGUAAGUACAAAUGAUGGCUUCAUGCAUUAGCUUUGAGGAAGUGAUUCAAGAAUUGUCAGAUAUUAUAGGCUUAUCUCACAGCGCAGCAGACCCACUAGUGUCUGAAUUCAUCAAGGACUCUUUUACUCUUGCAAUCAAGCCUGCUAUUACUGCGACCAGUAGUGUCUGUGAAUUGCUCGAAUGCCCCAUUUGCACCAUUUUUAUGUAUCCUCCUAUUUACCAGUGUCCAAAUGGGCAUACACUAUGUCUUCCAUGCAAAUCCAGAGUCAAUAACUGGUGCCCUACAUGCCGAAAUGAGCUCGGUAAUAUCAGAUGCUUGGCUCUUGAAAAGGUUGCAGCUUCUCUUGAAUUUCCUUGCGAGUAUCAGAAAUAUGGUUGUCGCGGGAUAUUUCCUUACUAUUGUAAAGUAAAACAUGAAUCAAAAUGUCGUUUCAGGCCAUAUAAAUGUCCGUAUGCAGGUCAUGAAUGUACUGUAUCUGGCAGUGUUCCCUUUCUGGUCGCCCAUUUGAGAGACAAACAUAAAGCAGAUAUGCACUGUGGUAGUGUUUUCAGCCAUGAAUAUGUAAAGUCAAAUCCAAAUCUGGCUGAGAAUGCUACUUGGAAGUUAACGGUUCUCCAUUGUUUUGGGCAAUACUUUUGUCUACAUUUUGAAGAGUUUGAACUUGGACUGGCUCCUGUAUACAUAGCUUUUUUGUGCUUUAUGGGUGACGAUAAUGAAGCCAAGAACUUCAGCUACAGCCUCGAAGUUGGAGCAAAUGGCCGGAAAAUGAUUUGGCAAGGGGUUCCAAGAAGUAUAGUUGAUAGUCAUACCGAAGUCCGUGAUAGUCAUGAUGGGUUGAUUAUUCAGAGAAACAUGGCGCUAUUGUUUUCAGGGGGUGACAAAUUAAAUCUGAGAAUCAGUGGGUGCAUCUGGGAGGAGAAAUGACAGUUGUAAUUCGACUGCAGUGAAUUUUGAGUAGAACAUAUCCUGCCUUGUUUGUCUUCUGAUUAUACUUUAUCUUUGUUCUUGUGUAGACAGUGUGAUAUAUCAAAAUACAAAGUCUCUUUGCUGUAAAGCUCGUAGAAAGUAAGUCUCCAAUAACAGCUGGGAUUACUGUGUCCCAAACACAAGGUAAUACCUAGAAGACAACUCAUGAGUUAAUGCCAUAUAUCGGCAACCAGCUUAUAUGGAAUGCUAUUCCAAUCUGUUAGUCAUUUUGGGGAACAAAUUUUGACAGGUUCGCCUUGCAUUGCUCUUUGAUAGUAUGAUAUGAACAGUUGCACACCAGAUGUUUAGCUAAAUUUAGCGUCGUCUCUGGUUAUUUUUUGAAUUGGGUGGUAUUUUUAUGCAGAAUAUUCAAGUAAAUGAUAACCUCUUUUAUAAUGAUGGCAGUGAUAUUUGACAUCACUUCUAUUAUAUCCAGGGCACUUGAAAACAAUUUGGGAUA
This is a messenger RNA of Cryptomeria japonica (Japanese cedar), 2341 nucleotides long. RefSeq names its product E3 ubiquitin-protein ligase DIS1. The coding region runs from base 925 to 1839 and encodes 304 amino acids. Lineage: Eukaryota; Viridiplantae; Streptophyta; Pinopsida; Cupressales; Cupressaceae. The record is from RefSeq and is a predicted model, not a curated record. Gene Ontology annotation, molecular function: zinc ion binding; protein binding; ubiquitin protein ligase activity. Gene Ontology annotation, biological process: multicellular organism development; ubiquitin-dependent protein catabolic process. The transcript is spliced from 4 exons. Gene Ontology annotation, cellular component: cytoplasm.